AGGGACGAGAGAGACACCUGUUGAAGAGCAUUGAGCUGGAAUAUUGAUUGUUGAUUUCCUGUGAACUCUGCGGGUUUAUCCAAACAGAUGACCUCUUAUUGCAAUUCCUUCCCCGUCUAAGGCGUGAUCCGUGAUCCGUUGAAUCCUCACAACUUCGAUUACGCCGUCUGUUUUGGGCCCCCGGUACGAUUACUACCCUAACGUUACUCGUACUUGCGGAACAGUAGCAAGUAGAGUCCGUGUUCCCAACUUCAUUAUUUUUGCGGUUGUCUCAAUCGCAAUCCGAAGAAGAAUCUUAUACUUCUAAUACUGGCAACAUACCGUAGUUCAGUUGAGGGGGUACCGUACAGCUGGUUUACUCGCCCGCAGGCAUGGUACUCGAGUAUCGAACAGAAAGGGGGUCCGGACGGAACAACUGCGAUUGUUGCCGUCCCGAGUGUGCGCUCACGUUGUAUGCGACGCUUGCUCCUGUCAACCCAACGCGGCUCCUGCCGGGAAGAUCUUCUGGUGCUGGGAGCGCCCCGCGCAUCUGUGGGUUGUUCGCAGCCGCAUGGUCCUGGCCCCUACCCUGUCACCCAGCACUUUGUCCCCUUCUCGGCCGUCCACUGGCUCUCGCUCCCUCCUUCCCCUACAUACUCGAUAGUCUCUCCAUCCACAAACACACCCCCGUCCCCUCUCCCUCCCUCGACAUUCUUUCAUCACCCCCUCCUCUGUCCUCCACUGUUCUCAGCUUAUAUUACCCUACUCUCUUCGAAAUCUUAUACGACUCGCCAAUUGAUUUCUCGGAAUACAUCAUGGGCAUAUUCUCCAAAAAAUCGGGUUCCAGGGCAAAUUCUGUCACCUCGGAGAGCACUUGCAAAUCGAAUCGCAAGGGCUCUCAAACCUCCCUCGCGAGCACAGCCAAAUCUCCCACUACAGGUCAGCCAGGCAGAUCGUCUUCCUCAGGAAACACUUCGCCAGCGUUGCCCUCCAUUCCCUUUGUCGAAUUACCACCUGCACCAGAUCCAGGCUUGGAUCCUUCCGGUUAUCUCAGGAGCAUCUAUGCCGUUCGGGAGCGUUCUAAGUUUGUUAUAGAGGCGGCUCUGAGGAACCAGCUCACUAACUUCACCGUUGAUAUGACCAAGUUUAGGGAUGUUGCCGAAUAUGUGGUCUCUAUUAUAAAGGUACGGGGCCAUUAUAUCUUUUAUCUUUUUGCCCUUCUGGUUUCACUAUCUGUGGCCACUGGGUGCAGUGGUUGCCGAAGACUUGAGUUGGAUGGCUAACAAUUCCAUUUGACCUGAUUGUAGAGAGACCAUGCCCCUGACUAUCACAUGAUUCCUCCUCACGGUCGGUGGCAGCAUUUUGAAGUUGGUGGGCGUCCCCGCAUAGACCAAAUGAUGCAAUCCUGGCCAUCGGACCCCGCGGAGCAAACGAGGAGGCUUAUUGACCUGUUCAUGGUUUCUGUCUUGCUUGAUGCCGGCGCUGGGACAAAGUGGCAAUAUAAGUCGAAGGAUAAUGGCAAAGUCUAUCGUAGGAGUGAGGGCCUGGCGGUUGCUAGCUUGGACAUGUUCAGAGAAGGCUUGUUCUCAAGCAACCCCGAGCAGAAGGAGCAAGUGGACGGUGAGUUUGCCAUCUUCGAUCUGCCUUGUUGGUGGCCUUGACCCAUCAUAGGCCGUUCUGGAGUCUCCCAUUCACCCCAAGUUGGUCGAUACUGACGAGAUGGCCUAUCAGGUAUGGCAUUGAAAAAUCUGACCCUUCAGGCUUUGGCCGUGGGCCUCCAAGUCUCAGAAUCAAACCCACUUAGUGGCCUUGAAGGGCGAUCGUCACUUUUGAUCAAAUUGGGUGAAGCAUUAGACAACCAAGACUUUUUUGGCGUAGAUUCCCGUCCCGGAAACAUGUUAGGUAAGAGAUAUUCGCUCCAUUCAACUUGGAUAUUGGCAGAUUAACUUGAUUGCAAGACUAUCUUUUGCAACAUUCUAGCACCAAGAAGUUCGGGGUCAGCUCAGUCAUCCCCAUUCCAACUUUGUGGUCUGUUUUAAUGGAUGGACUUGCGCCAAUCUGGCCUCAAUCGCGGACCCAAUUUGACGGUGUCUCCCUCGGCGACGCCUGGCCCUGUUCCUCUAUGCCCCCGGCGCCUGGGUGGGAGCGUAUUGUUCCGUUCCACAAGCUCACACAAUGGCUCACGUAUUCAUUGAUGGUUCCAAUGUCAAAGCUCAUGGGCGUGAUGUGGGCAGGAGAGCGUCUACUAACUGGGCUUCCGGAGUACCGUAAUGGCGGUUUACUGAUUGAUACUGGUCUCCUCACCUUGAAGGCGUCCCAAAUGGAACGUGGCAUUAAGGCAUACCAUGCGAAUGCAAAAAAGGCUGGCCAGCCAAACGUCGAAGUUGUACCGCUUUUUACCCCAGAUGACGAUGUUGUUGUUGAGUGGAGGGCUUGCACCCUAGGCUUCCUGGAUAUGUUACUUGUGGAAGUGAACAAUCUGCUUGGGUUGAAGGUGGGCGAGCAGCUAAAUUUGGCGCAAAUGCUAGAAGCCGGAACUUGGAAGGUAUGGAUUUCCCGAAAAUGACUGGCUCCUGGCUAAAAGUGUUUAUAUAGGGAGGAAGGGAACUUGCGGAGGUUUCGAGGCCCAACACCAAAGAGCCUCCUAUUAUGAUCUUGUCGGACGGAACAGUGUUUUAAGCUGGUUAGCACAAGAAGGCCGCGCAUGCGACUUCCCCUAACUGUUUUCCCAGUAUCUUUUGCCUGCAUUCUGGCCCGGAUGACAAAUUGCCAUCGUCGCCUGCAAAUUUCCGUAUUAUUAGUCUCCCUCUCUUUGAAGAGUUUUCUUCCCUUCUCUUCCACCACUAACGUCGGCUUCAACCGUCCGAUAUCUCAUGCGUACGGAUUAUCAUGUGCGCAUUUUUCCUUAAGUUUUCUUGUCAAGUGUUCUCGUCAUGUUUUGUUAGUAUUUUCGCUUGUGACCAAAUUUGCAAUGCUUACCGACCCUCCCUUUCAACGUUCAUUUUAGGGUCUUCGCGGUGGGCUAUGGUGAUACCAAUGUCAUUAUAGAUAAAGGGAGUAUGGAACAAGAAAACUUGUGAAAUGCGGCAAUUGCUAACCCAUUAAUAGGAGGUGCUUGGUUCUAGCGCAGGGUUGUAGACAUCUAAUAUAACACUGUUUUGAUUUCCUCGGGACUGUAGGCACCGGUUAUCAGGCUUCCCGAUUUCGGCCAAUAAUACCUCGACAGGAAUGUUAUUACUGGUAUCACAAUGUCAUGCCUAAAUUUCGCAGCUGAUUUUUCAUUGAACCGGUUCAAUUGUUGUUUCCGCAAUCGACAGUAGUGCUUUAGUAUAAACAUACCGGUUGUCUGCUGAAUUCGAGAAAAAGAUUGCUCUAAAGAUCUACAAAUUAUUUUGUGAUUAGUU
Messenger RNA from Tuber aestivum (summer truffle), 3383 nucleotides. The record is from the annotation of a GenBank genome assembly. NCBI's taxonomy places the organism in Eukaryota, Fungi, Ascomycota, Pezizomycetes, Pezizales, Tuberaceae.